Lodderomyces pseudojiufengensis is the source of this 3024-nucleotide messenger RNA. RefSeq lists its product as uncharacterized. Gene Ontology annotation, cellular component: nucleus. The transcript has a single exon. The record is from RefSeq and is a predicted model, not a curated record. The coding region runs from base 1 to 3024 and encodes 1007 amino acids. NCBI's taxonomy places the organism in Eukaryota, Fungi, Ascomycota, Pichiomycetes, Serinales, Debaryomycetaceae.
AUGGUGGAUUAUCUGUCAAACGAUAAUAGAAUACCUAAUAGGUCAUCUCCGUCUAAUUAUUCAAAUUUCAAUCACAAUUUACCAUCAAAUAACUAUGAUAUAAAUAAACCUGAUAUGUUAAAUGGUUCAACGUAUAAUGGUGGUUCAUAUUUACCAAGUGUUGGAUUUAUGAAUAAUCCCAAUCCUACAUUACAAGCAACAACUAUACCACAACCACCACAUCACUCAUUAAUGUCUUUACCUCCACCAAUAACGUCUGCAAUGAAUAGUCAACAUACUCCACCACCACUAAUAUUUAACAAUCAUAGUAAUAAUCAUCAUAUAAAUUCCAAUGGUGAUGGAAAUGUUUUACAACAUUAUAAUGAACCUUACAAUCCAAAUCAUUCAUAUUCAUCUUUUCAACCUGUUCAAAGACUACAACCAGUUCCUAUACAUACUUAUUCACAUCCACAAAUUCAAAUACCGUCAUCAUCACAGCAGCAACAGCAGCAACAACAACAGCGACAUGAUUCUUCACAUUCAACUCAUUCUAGCGCUCAUCAUCAAUCACCUCAACCACUACAACCACCAUUGUCAUCUAAAUCACAAACUUUUGGUCAUAUACGAAAUGAUAGUAAUAAUUCCAAUAAUUACUCUACUAAUGAAGAUGAUGAUAAAUUUCAAUCACAAUCAUAUCAUAUGGGACAACAAUCACCAUCAAAUGUUCAAUAUGUUCGUCAAUUUCUGCAUCAUUUAAAUCCAAAUUUUGCAGUCAAUUUAAAAUUUACAAAAGAUUUAAAUACAAUGACUCAAAGUUGGAAUCAAGAUGAGAUAAAGAACAGUAGAAGAUUAAUUAAAUUUGAUUUUUAUAAUGAUCCUCAAACUUCUAUGCAAUGUAUUAAUUUUGAACCUAUACGAUCAAUUGAUUUUGAUAAUGUUCAAGCUAUAAUAUCAUGUAUUUAUUGGAAAGAAAAAAAUAAAUUCAUAUGUACAUCAGUUGAUAUAAUCUUGUUAUUAGAAUAUUUAGUUCAUCAAAGUUUUGGAAUUGAAGAAAAAAAUAGAAUAAGAAGAAAUUUACAAAGUUUAAAACCUACAACUGUUUCAAGAUCUAAUAAGACUGAUCGUGAAUUUUUUAGUUUAAUAAUGAGUAUGGAGAAUCCAAGACCUAGAAAUAUAGAAAAAGAUUUGAAAGUUUUUAAUUGGAGUGAUUUAGGUAAAGCUAUUACUAAGGUUAUGUCAAAGUAUUAUGUUGUGAGUUCAUCUCCGUUACCUGCUACAAACAACAUAUGGAACUCAUCUUCUUCAUCUACUUCUUCUGGCUCGACAAAUUAUCAAAACCUCGACAAUAAUAAUGGUAGUAAUGGGUCUUCCAAUGGUAAUAACGGAUAUACAAUUUACACUAGAACAAAUGAGAAUAAUCAAGGAAAUACACCUAAUAAUAAUCAACCAACUAAUCAUUCCUCACAUUUAAAUCAAAACCUCAAUGGUGCAAUACCUCCACAACAUAAGUCAUCAAUUCCGAUUCCCGUUUCAUCUUCAUUCCCUAAUCCAUCAUCUAGAGCUUCAAAUUAUGACAGCAAUCAAAGUAAUUCUCCAAGUGAUACCACCACAAGUGCUGAUGAACUGAGUGGACCUUUUGAAAGAUUAAGAGCUAUUAAACAUAAUCCUUCCAGAUUUGGUUCAGUUACUCCGUUUUCAAAACCACCAGUUUAUAAUAGUCACACAUAUCCACAAUCAUCCUUAAGUAAUGGUUCAUUAUCGAUUAACAACAGUGCUACUUCUAGAUCAUUGCCACCACCUCAUUUACCACAAGUUGGUUUCCCUUUACCUCAACCAAGAUUAACACAUUUAACAGCAAAUUCAAAUUCAGAACCCAAUUCAUCAAUAGAUUCUCCAAGUGAAUCAAGUAAAAAUUAUACAACUCCAUCGGAUUCAUCGAAUCAAAAUCGUACAGAAUCAUCAGCUUCUUCAAAUGAUACAACACCAAAUGAUAAUGACAAUGAUAAUGACAAAUCAUCAAUUGAUCCUUCCUUAGCUUUAGCUUCAUCUCAAUCUCAACGUAAGAAAUUAGAAUCAAGACCAUCAGAUGAUAAAAAAAUCAAUAUAAAAGAAAAUGAUAAACAAUAUUCUGAUAGUCCAUCACCUUCCAAAGAAGGUGAUCAAAAUUCUGGAUCAGAUCGUUCUUCAAGUAAUGAUGAUAUUGCAAGUGCUUCUUCGGGAGAUUCAAAAAAUAGUGGUAAUUCAUCAGGUAGUAGUGGUGUUAAAAGUGGUGCUUCAGGUAGUGAAUCUUUAAUGUCAAAAGAUUCAAAUAGUCUUUUAUCACUUAAUAAAGAUUCAGGAAAUUCAAGUCAAGUUUCAUCAAGAUCAAAUUCAUCAGCUGGUUAUUUUAAUCCUAAAUUUGCUCCUUUAAAACUUGAUACAACUAGUAAUGGGAAUGGUAAUGGUAAUGGUUCAAGAAGUCAUUUAAGAGAUUUAAUUGAUCAACAUCAAUCACCAAUAUCUGAAUAUGCUUAUGAAGAAGAUGGAGAUGAAGAUGAAGAUGGAUCAAUGGAAAGUGAUGGAGAAAUUAAUGAGAAAAUAAAAACCAAUAAAAAUGAUAAUAUGGAUAUUGAUCAAGAUGGAAAUGGUAAAAUUAUAGAACCAGAUUCAACAAAAAGAGAUUUAUAUAAUAAGAAACAAAAGCAAAAAUUAAAACAUAAAAAUCAUAAUCAUUUAAAAUUAAAACAUCAUCGUUCACCAAAAAUUCAUUCAUCAACUCCAUCUCCUAAUUCAUCAACUCAUAACAACCACCACCAACAAAUUAGAAAUAAUGAAACAUCACAAUAUUUUGAUAAUAAUAAUGAUAAAAAAUUUAUGAAUCAAAAUCAACAACAAAUUUCAACAAAAUUACCUCCAAUUUCUCAACUAUUAAAACAAGAAUUUCAACAACAACAACAAAUUCAAUCUCCUAAAAAUAAUAUUGAACUACCUAUUUUACAAGAUAAUAAUGUUCCAAAAGAGAAAUUACCAUCUAUUAAAAAAGUUCAAAAAUGGAAAGAUUAUUAA